CCUUUUCCGAUCUCUAUGCUGCUGCCUAGUCUCCGCCCACAGAGAGGCGGGACAGCGAACUCGGGCCGAGGAACUGCAUUUCCCAGCAGGCGCCGGAGAGAGCGCGGCAUCGGGUCGGGAGGAGCGGCCAGCCAACCAGGACAGGGGGGCGGAGCUCGUGGCUUGCCCCCGCCCCUCCCCGUCGGCUCUCUCUCCUCGCGUGCUGAGGGUACCGCGCGGGCAGGUAGUCGGUCCUCUGCGCCUGCCAGGAGCCCAGCCCCCCGCCGGUUCGGAGACGCGUGCAGGCAGCAGCUCAUGAUGGCCGCCCAGGACGCGGCUUGGCUCCGCUCGCUACAGACGUGCUUCGGUGCCCUCCGGGAGCAGCACCAGGCCUGGAAGAAGACGCUGGCGGCCUGCACGCCUCUCCUGGCCUCGCUGGCCAACCUGGCCGAGCAGAUGGAGGCCUCCCGGAAGGUGGCCCUGGCCAGCCCGCGGCCACUGCGAGACUUCCCCAGCCUGCCCGAGAGGAUCCAGCGCAAGCAGCGCAGUGCGGCGGAGGCGCUGCUGGAGGAGCUGCAGGAGCAGCUGGCUGACCUGCAGAAGGCGCAGCAUGCCGUGGGCCUCCACGUGGCCGGUCUUUCCCAGCAAGCCAGAGGGCUGGGCCUGGAGAGCUCCUUGCGGCGCUCGGCCUGCUCUCCCUCCGUGGCAGACCUGCUGGAGUGGGUGCUGGACGUGGAGAGAUUCUACCACCGCACAUACCUGGAGGCAAAGCUGCUCCUUCUCCCACUCAGCUAUGAGAACCUGACUUCCAUGCAAGCUCUCCCCCAGGCCUGGCAACGGGUGCUGAACCAUAGUCUCCAGAACGUGGUAGAAGACACGCUGCUGAAGGUUGCCUUCUUCCUGGAAGCCACCUGAGGGCGGCCUCCACAGGGCAGCUUGACGCUGCACAGGCCGGCUUUGGCUUUGGACAGGCCCCUGGGCCAGUGCGGCAACCAGGCUUGGAAAAGAAGACCUUGCAGAAGCAGCUGCGGACUGCUGGCCCUUGGGCCACUCGCUUCUGGUGGGCCUCUCGAAUGAAUGAAUGAAUAAAGGUUGGGUUUUGUGCUGUCCAAACCCUGAAGGAUUCCUUUCCCACUUCUGUCUACAGUUGGGGAGGUGCAGGGUGUGUGGCCUAGGCUAGCCAGCAGGUCGGCGCUAGAGGUCAGCAGGAGGUGGGGCCCUUCCAAAGGCAGCGGUGAGGCUGAGUGGGGCUGCUUCUCGGGCGCCCCCUUCCCCCGCCCCUUGCCGUUGCUGCUAAUGAAGGUGCCAUUCUCUUUGGAAGCAGACUGGAGCUGCCUCCUUCUCUCCGUCGGGUCUCUCCUUGGCUGUUCCUGUGAUGCGGUUUCGCACUGCAGUGCUCCUGUGCAGAAUGGCACCCCUAUUCUCCUGUGUGUGCGUGCGCAAGUUUGUCUCUCAGUGCCCUGACUGUGGUCGGCAGAGGGCUUAAGUCCAGCCGCCAAGACCCAGCUGGAGUGAGUGGGAGGGAUGCAGGUCGACCCAGAGUCAGUGGCCUUGAAAUAUCCUCUGCUGGCCCCAUUGAACUGAAUUCCACUCGUACUUCUUGCUACAGCAUUUUAAAGGUCUGCCUACAAAAUUCCCUUCCGGCCCUCUCUGCCUCCCUUCUCUACAGCUGCCAUCCCUACAAUCUCAGGGGUUCUGUUUGCUUAUAUUAUGCACCGUUUUCUUGCUCCUGUUGGGGGGAAAUGUGUUAUUUCUGUGCUUGGAGCCAUUUGUCCACAGGAGGGCGCUGUCAGACCUUCCCAUGGUGGGUCGAGGGUAGGAAACUGAUUUUACGGUUUCGCAGGGUGCUGCCUGUCUGGGGGUGCACAUCCUCCUUUGUGGAGAACCAUCCCACAGCCCACAGCCGCACAAUAUUGACCAGGAGGCUCCCUUUUUUCUGACACAUAACUAGGCUGUGCUGCUGCUGGCCCAUAUUUGAGGCCGGCUCCUGGAACCUCACCCUGGAGGCCCUCUGCACACUGACAUCUCGUGCUGUGGCGCCCAAAUUGGCAGUUCUCAGACAUGGUGCUGUGGUGGGAUCCAGUAAGGGCUGGGCUUCACGAGCCAAGGUGGGAGCAACAACGGAGGCAGGGCGGGUUGCUCCUCUCUUGCCCAAGAGCUUUACUGCCUGCAGGCUGGUGAUUCGUCAGGUAGAGCUGUGCAGUUAACGGUGCUGCUCUACCUGAUGAAUGGCCAGCCUGCAGGCAGUGUGGAUCUCAGGCGGGAAAGAGAGGUAACCCUGGCCCUGCUGCCUUCUUUGGUGCCCCCCUAAAUCACAAACCACCUUGGGAAGCCUGAUGAAAGGUGGUAUAGAAAUUGAACAAUUAGCUGCUUUAUUUAAGACAGGCUGCUGGUGGUGCGACCAGUGGGGUGGAGAUCCUUCCCUCCAACUUCCAUCCUUGCGUCUCUUAAAAGGGACCUGGAGACUUCUUAAAAAGAAAUUCUCCAAGUGUGCUUAGCUCUUGCCUUCCAUGUAUUUCUUUUCCCUUUUUGAACGGUCUGAUUUUAUCUUGUAUUGUUGUAAUAUAUACUAUGACUCCAAA
Molecule: messenger RNA, 2561 nt
Organism: Hemicordylus capensis (graceful crag lizard)
Lineage: Eukaryota; Metazoa; Chordata; Lepidosauria; Squamata; Cordylidae
Gene: AIRIM
Product: chromosome 7 C1orf109 homolog
Exons: 5
Coding region: 16-894 (292 amino acids)
Cellular component (GO): nucleus; cytoplasm
Source: RefSeq, a predicted model, not a curated record